GGUCCAGGUGCGGCCGUAAAUUCGUCGCGCACUAAUUAUAUCGCAUGGGGGUGCCGGGCGGCGUCAGUCGAGCACACACAUGCGAGCUAUGCGGCAGGCGGUUCAGCAACCGCAAGGUCCCGUACCAGCACUUACGGCACCCGGACUCGUGGGACGCCAUGUGCCCUUAUUGCGAUCGGUACUUGGGCGACGGUCACGCGCUACUGAUGCACGUCCACCGCCGCGCAGCCAAUUUGGUUAGUAUCGAAGCCAGGGGGUCUAUUCUCAAACGUAUCGAACCACGCUUUCGAUCAAUAGUUGAUCGAAAACAACUUUGAUUUCGAUUGAUAACAAAAAUACUAUUCUCAAACCGCUUUCGAUCAUUAGUUCGAUAGGAAUAUUCGACAAUAUACAACGAUAGUGAAUUUGGUGUCGAAAACUGUUUUCGACACACAAUUUUCACUGUAAUCAACUAAUUUAUCAGUUUUUUCAAUUUAUUGUUCGUACUUGUAUCGUAUUUAGUAUUAUAAUCUAUAAUUAAUAAUUAAAAGAGUAUAGUUCGCGAACGAGAAUGAAUGUUUAAAUAUUUAUCAUGGCAUUUGAUGACGAUUUUGAGAUUUACAAUAUAAUGCAAAUUAAUGAAUUAGAAAUUCAAAACGAAAUUAAUAUUACUAAUGAAGUAAGACGAGUUAUGAAACAAGAAGAUCCUUUUGCACUCUCUGAACAACAGUUUAUUGGUACUUAUCGUUUAAGUAAGGUGCUUGUACAAAAGUUAAUGGAUGAGUUAAGUCCUUUCAUGUCAAGUCCGUCAACAAUUACUGGACUAAGUAUUCAAAGAAAGUUAUUAACAGCUCUCAGAUUUUUUGCGAGUGGAAGUUACCAGCAAGAUAUAGGGGAACACAGAGGUGCUGCUGUAAGUCAAGCUUCAGUUAGUAGAUGCAUUACUGAAGUAGCUAAUGCUUUAAAUGUUCCAGAAAUACUUAAUAAAUAUAUACAUUUUCCGAGUACUAUUGAUGAACUCAAAGAAGUUCGUUUAGGGUUUUAUGAAAAAUUUGGAAUACCUGGAGUCGUUGGUGUCAUUGAUGGGACUCAUAUUGCCAUUGUACCACCUAAGUCUGACGAGCCUAUUUAUCCAGAACAUGUAUAUAUUAAUAGAAAAGGGUAUCACGGUAUUAAUACACAAUUGGUAUUUGGUCAUUUAAAGCAUGAUAAUAUUAUUUAAUAUUUCAGAUAAAAAAUGUUGUAAAUAAAAUAAUUUAUACUAUGUUUGAUAAAGAUUUGUGAUUCAAACCUCCAAAUUUUGAAUAUAUGUGCCAAAUUUCCAGGAAGUACACAUGAUAGUCAUAUU
Messenger RNA from Sipha flava (yellow sugarcane aphid), 1327 nucleotides. RefSeq names its product putative nuclease HARBI1. NCBI's taxonomy places the organism in Eukaryota, Metazoa, Arthropoda, Insecta, Hemiptera, Aphididae. The transcript is spliced from 4 exons. The record is from RefSeq and is a predicted model, not a curated record. Bases 572 to 1201 code for a protein of 209 amino acids.